Messenger RNA from Centruroides sculpturatus (bark scorpion), 697 nucleotides. Its product is annotated as ragulator complex protein LAMTOR1-like. The coding region runs from base 97 to 372 and encodes 91 amino acids. Gene Ontology annotation, cellular component: lysosome; Ragulator complex. NCBI's taxonomy places the organism in Eukaryota, Metazoa, Arthropoda, Arachnida, Scorpiones, Buthidae. The transcript is spliced from 2 exons. The record is from RefSeq and is a predicted model, not a curated record. Gene Ontology annotation, biological process: positive regulation of MAPK cascade; regulation of receptor recycling; cellular response to amino acid stimulus. Gene Ontology annotation, molecular function: molecular adaptor activity; guanyl-nucleotide exchange factor activity.
AAUAAAUUUAUUUUUUAGUUUUUAAUAUUUUUUGGUUUUUAUUCACAGCAUAUAUAUAUAUUUUUUAUUUCCAGCAAUGUAAUAGAUGUUUCUGCAAUGAGCACCCAUCAUUUAGAACAGCAUGAAUAUUUAGAUAGGGCGCAUUUAUAUAAACAAAGAAUGAAUAAUGCUGCUCAAUAUUUUGAUCGUUCUUGCUUGAAAAACAGCUUAUUAACUGAUUUACCAGAUCCUGAAGAUUUAUUGUCAAAAGAGCCACCAUUACCAAAUGAUUUGAGAUUGAUAAACAAUGCUUCAGAUCAAGCUAUAAAUGCAUUAGGUGGAAUUAAAGUUGACCAUAAAGAAGAAUUAGUUGUUCAGUUUGGAAUUCCUUGAUUAUCAUUAAUAACAGAUUAUAUCAAUCAAAUACAUCUUCAAUAUCUGUUUACAAAAAGUUUCUUUGAUAAUUAUAACUGAUACAAAUAAGAUUAUUUCUUUAAAAAAAUCUAUUGUAUUCUUUUGAAAAGAAUUAUCAGAAUUCAAGUUUUUAUCAGAUUAAAAUUAUUGGAAGCAGCAGCAAGAUAAUGGAUGUAAAGACAGGUUUUAUUUUAAAUAUUCUUUUUUUAACUUUUUACAGAAUUUUUUAGUAUUAGUGAAUUUUAAUGUAUUAUUAUGUUUGUGUGUGGAUAUUUUAUUAAAAAAAAAAGAAAAGAAAAAAAAA